AUGGGUUCGCCGAUUUCGGAACUCAUCGCCGAGGAGGUCUUGCAACGGUUAGAGCCGCUGAUCUUCCAACACCACAUACAGAAGUUCUGGGCCCGGUCUGUGGAUGAUACUUUCGCCGAUAUUCACCGGGAUCAACUGUUGACAUUCAAAGAACAUCUCAAUCCAGUCUUCCCGGACAUACAAUUUACAGUGGAGGAGGAGAACAACCAGUUGACCUUUCUGGAUGUCCUCGUCUGCCGCAAAAGACUGUGGUAA
This is a messenger RNA of Spirometra erinaceieuropaei, 255 nucleotides long. The record is from the annotation of a GenBank genome assembly. Lineage: Eukaryota; Metazoa; Platyhelminthes; Cestoda; Diphyllobothriidea; Diphyllobothriidae.